UGUCAAUCGCUGCUGCCGGAACGUCUUACGUCGUGUUACAAACUCUGAAACAGUAAAAAACUUACGUUUAUUACUGAAAGUGACCAUGGCUGAUAACAGAGAAGCCGAUAAGAAGGAAAACAGCGACAGACUCAGGCCAGCGAUCCGCAGUCACCAGCGGACGCCGUCCGGCUCGCGCGACUUCAAGGAGGCGACCAAGCGGGAUGCCCUCGCCAGGGUGGAGGUGGAACUGGAGAGGCUGGUCAGCACUCUCCCUGACAACAGGAAGACCCUGGUGGAGAAGGAGUUCCGAGGAUUCAAGAACUUGUUCAGCAGGUUCUUGGCUGAACAGGGCCCAUCAGUAACAUGGGAAAAGAUCGAAAAACUCCCAGAAGGGGCGGUCAUAGACUACACCACCCUCCCGACGCCAACCACAGACCACAUCCACCAUAUGCUGGACAAACUGGUGGUGGUGAAGCUGAAUGGUGGCCUGGGGACCUCCAUGGGAUGUAAGGGACCCAAGUCGGUCAUACAAGUGAGGAAUGAGCUCACGUUCUUGGACUUGACUGUGCAGCAGAUUGAGCAUCUAAACAAGACUUACAAAUGCAACGUGCCGCUAGUGCUGAUGAACUCUUUCAACACGGACGACGACACACAGAAAGUGAUCCGCAAGUACAAGGGCCUGAAGCUGGACAUCCACACCUUCAACCAGUCCUGCCACCCUCGCAUCAACCGCGAGUCCUUGUUGCCAGUCGCGAAAACUGGAGACGUGCACGCUGAUAUUGACGCCUGGUACCCGCCCGGUCACGGCGACUUCUACGAGUCGUUCUACAACUCCGGUCUCCUCCAGAAGUUCAUCAAAGAAGGACGUACCUACUGCUUCAUCAGCAACAUCGAUAACCUUGGCGCUACUGUUGACCUGAACAUCCUCAAUCUACUCCUCAACCCAGAUCCUCAGAAGACCAUCUCAGAAUUCGUCAUGGAAGUCACUGACAAGACCAGAGCUGACGUCAAAGGAGGAACUCUCAUUCAGUAUGAGGACAAACUACGUUUGCUAGAAAUAGCUCAAGUCCCAAAAGAACACGUGGACGACUUCAAAUCGGUCAGCCAGUUCAAAUUCUUCAACACCAACAAUCUCUGGGCGAAGUUGGACGCCAUCCAACGAGUAGUAGACCAGGGUUCCUUGAAUAUGGAGAUUAUUGUCAACAACAAGCAUUUGGGUGAUGGGAUCAACGUGAUCCAAUUGGAAACGGCUGUAGGUGCCGCUAUGAAGUGCUUCGAGGGAGGUAUUGGAGUCAAUGUGCCUAGGAGCAGAUUCUUACCAGUGAAAAAGACAUCAGAUCUCCUGCUGGUGAUGUCAAACUUAUACAGUCUGUCACACGGAUCCUUAGUAAUGUCUCCACAAAGGAUGUUCCCUUCAACGCCGCUGGUGAAACUCGGCGACAACCAUUUCGCGAAAGUGAAAGAGUUCCUGAACAGAUUCGCGACUAUUCCGGAUUUGAUUGAGCUGGACCACUUGACCGUUUCGGGCGAUGUCACGUUCGGGAGAGGAGUUUCUUUAAAGGGCACCGUAAUAAUCAUAGCCAACCACGGAGAUCGAAUUGACAUCCCUUCUGGCGCAGUUCUCGAGAACAAAAUAGUCUCCGGUAACCUACGCAUCCUGGACCACUGAUCCUACGAGGCAUACUUACACUUACUGUCAUACGGUGAGCGUAGAUACUGUAGGUUUACUCUGAAAAUGUGUCUUUGUGAGAAAAUCUUUUUAAUGAUGUAAAGUAGAAAAUGGCAAAUUCCCCAGGUGGGAAAUGAAUCCAUGGCCUUUUGCUUACUGGUUGAAUGUUUAGGCCAUUGUGUUAUAAAAACAUUGGGUAUCCUGUCGAAAGUAAUACGUAAUUAUUUUAGGUGUGAGCUAGCGUUGUUUCGUCGAUGCUUAGUAUUUUUUUCUGGCAAGUAUUUUGAUACAUUUUGUCUUAAAAUAGUGGUUAUAUUGCUGUUUCAUCUAGAGCAAAACAUGACUUAAAUAAGAAUUGCUUGUAGUAUGUACUCAAUAUGUUGGCUACAAGGGGCAUAUUUAUGCAAUUUCAUAAGUCAUUCAGAAUUUUAUUGCUUCUGAAAAUGUCUUGAAUAAGAUAUUUGUAACUAAAUCCAAUUACACAUUUUCAUGGUAGACCUAACUAUUCCUAGACUUUUCUAUCUCCCUUCGCGAUACAAUGCACUGCAUCAGUGAAAUCAAAUUUCUAAUUGUUUUUAUAAAGCACCGGCGUAGCUGGCAAUAUUACCAGUUAACGGACUGCCACAACAAACAGUAUCGGAACUAAAAAAAUACCAACCGAAUUGAGAACCUCCUUUUGUUGAAGUUGGUUAAAAAUCAUACUUAGCAGAAUUGAUACUGUUUGUUGUAGCAGUCGGUCUAUCUAAUACAGUGGUUCUUAACCGGUGGUCCGCGGACCACUGGUGGUCCCUGGAGACAUUCCAAGUGGUCCACGAAGUGCACUUGCACACCUUGGUUAAAACCACUUUUAACUGAUUUUUGCAGUCAAACUGGUUUUGACCGAUUAUGAGGUGGUCCCUGACAAGACAGAAAUUUGGUAAAAUGGUCCCUCAUGACUUAAAGGUUAAGAACCACUGAUCUAAUACAUAGAUCGAGCAGUGGCAUAAAUGUUUUGUGUAUAUCAUUAAUUUAGUACAAUACCAUAGAGUAGAUUAUAGCACAAGUGUGACUGAGAGUGCGAAUGAAUUCAUGUUAGUUCGUGCUGGAGUGAAAAUAUAAUA
This is a messenger RNA of Ostrinia nubilalis (European corn borer), 2751 nucleotides long. It is a transcript of the gene UGP, whose product is annotated as UTP--glucose-1-phosphate uridylyltransferase. Gene Ontology annotation, cellular component: cytoplasm. NCBI's taxonomy places the organism in Eukaryota, Metazoa, Arthropoda, Insecta, Lepidoptera, Crambidae. Gene Ontology annotation, molecular function: UTP:glucose-1-phosphate uridylyltransferase activity. The transcript is spliced from 7 exons. Gene Ontology annotation, biological process: glycogen metabolic process; UDP-alpha-D-glucose metabolic process. Bases 86 to 1651 code for a protein of 521 amino acids. The record is from RefSeq and is a predicted model, not a curated record.